GUGGGUCUCUGAGACCUGCAGUAAAGCCUCCAGUGCAGGGUCGCAGCCUGGGGUCCCAGCUUAGCUUCCGGUGGAGAUCAAAGCGGAGAGGUGGACGCGGGGGUCAGCCAAGAGCAUCAGUGACGUGUGUUCUGGGGGGCCUCUGACUGGACUAGGAGGGAUUGGACCAUUUUUGGAUCUCCCAUGUGACCAUCAUUAGUCUUUAUUCUAUGCACCUGCUGUGGGCUUCUGGCUCACAACGAUUAACCCAUUAAUGGCUGUACUGUUUGCAAAGUGAGAUUAUAAGCACUCCCCAGAGACUGAGCGCGGGAGCAGAUCUUCUCAUAGGGAGACAGUUCACCGCAGCCACCUCAGCCAUGGUCACUCAGAGCCACAUCACAGAUGCGACCAGCUGGAUCCCGGGGGAUCGGAAACGGACCCGAGAAUUCAUAGAAUCUGACUUCUCAGACAGUAAGAGAAGCAAAAGAGGGGAGAAGAGUGGGAAGGGGCUGCGGCAUUUCUCUAUGAAGGUCUGUGAGAAGGUUCAAACCAAAGGGACCACGUCCUAUAAUGAGGUGGCUGAUGAACUGGUGGCGGAAUUCACCAACUCUGCGGGUCACCUAGCCACCGACUCCGCCUAUGACCAGAAGAACAUCAGGCGGAGAGUUUAUGAUGCCCUCAAUGUACUGAUGGCCAUGAACAUUAUCUCAAAGGAGAAGAAAGAAAUUAAGUGGAUUGGCCUACCGUCUAACUCUGUCCAGGAGUGUGAGAAUUUAGAGAUGGAGAAACAGAGGAGAAUAGAAAGGAUCAAACAAAAGAGUGCCCAGCUCCAGGAGCUACUGCUGCAGCAAAUUGCCUUUAAGCACCUUGUUCAGAGAAACCGACAAAAUGAACAACAGACUCAGACCCCUCCGGCUGUCAACUCUACCAUCAAGCUGCCAUUUAUAAUUGUGAAUACCAGCAAGAAGACCGUCAUAGAUUGCAGCAUUUCUAGUGACAAAUUUGAAUAUCUAUUCAAUUUUGACCAUGCCUUUGAAAUACAUGAUGAUAUCGAGGUACUGAAGAGGAUGGGGAUGUCAUUCGGACUGGAAUCAGGGAAAUGUACAACGGAAAAUCUAAAACUGGCCAAAUCCUUUGUACCGCGAGCCCUGGAAGGAUAUGUGUCAGACAUGGCAUCGGGGACAUCUUGGGCAGACCAAGGACUUCAUUUCAAUGCAUCGCAGACCGUCUCUGCAGCAAACACUGCCAGCACCACCACUUACUCCCAAUCCAGUGUAAAUCCAGGAUUAUUUUUUGACACCGAAGUGUCCCUGACAAAUAGCAGCCAUCACUCCAGUUCUGGAACAUCCCAUUAUACAGAGUCACGGGGGGAGACCCCAUGUUCAUUUGAUGACUAUGAUGAAGACGAUUCCUCUUCUCUGGAAUAAUAAUGGCAGUAUAGCAUGUACAUGUGAGAAUGUAUAUGUAAGUGUGUAUGCGUAGUGUAGUCUUCCAACGCAAUUUCGAUGGCUGUCCGCAUCGAGAUCUCAGACUGUUUUCUCCAAAUGAAAACGAGCAGUGGACACUGCCAUAUUUUCAGAAUGCUUUAAGAUGGCGUCUUGUCGGAUGUGGAAUGACUUGAUUGCCCCAAUAACGCUAUUUGGUUUUGGUUGGUGGGCAGGGAUCAAACACAGGGUAUGUGAAUUUUUUUUUUUUUCCCCCCCUUUCCGCUGUGAGAGUAAAUUUUCUUUCUCUGCAUGGCUGAUGGAGCACACCCCUUUGCCACUUCUGGACAACGCAUCUUUUGGAAAUUCCUGUCAUAAGCUUGAGACCACUUUGGUAUCCCAGAGCAUCCUGCCCAUUUGGAAGUCAUGUCUGCCAACGAUCUGUGAAAGAGACGCUGCUAUUUUCUGAUUGCUGCAGAUAGCGGGGGAAAUCAGAAGAUUUUUGUUUCUGUUAAAGUGGUUGUCUUAUACACAAGGAACUAAAAGAUUUUAGCACCAACUGUACUGAAAAUAAAGGGAAUACUGUGAUGGGGAAUGCUGUUGAGGAAAAGGUUUCUAAUUGUUAAAAGAAAAACAACCAGGUUUUUUUUUUUUUUUUGCUUGUUUUUCCAGUUGUGAGAAAUAUAUGGUAUUGGGAAAUGUCUUCUCCAUCGUAUACUAUAACAAAAGCAGCAGGACACAGUCACGAUUGGAUGCAAUGUUCUGGGUGCAGCUCACAAGGAAUUUCCACAUUACAAUGACAAACAAACACACAGGGAAAUGUGUCUUUGUACGUCUAAAAGAUUUAUUAAUGUGUGCCCAUCUCAUACACACACUGCCGGCAGUCAUUCUGUGGGCUAUCCGAAGACACAGCCUAUCGGGUCACUAAACAAUGAGGCCAGCUUACUAGUAGAUUUAUAGCCUUGACUUCUAAUGAGCAAUGCUACAAAAUGGCCGUCUCCACUGUGUGUAGGGUAUGGGCAAGGAUAUAGGUGUUUGAGUUCCACUCUGACUGUCCACUAGAGAGAAGUUUUUGGAGCCCUAAACCAAUUUAAUGUUAUUUUACUAGAACUGCUGGAUUUUUUCAGAAUAAAACCCCCAAAAUCUGCCAUGUGUAAAAAAAAAAAAAAAAAUACAAACAUUUCAUUAUUUUGUCUGCAGGAGAAGAAUUUAUUCCUAAAAAAGAAGAAUGCUGCUAAUAACUCUCAUUGGUUACUCAAUGUUGUGUUCUGUGUUUUUUGUAUAUGGCCAAAGCUAAAAAGAAUUUUAUAAUGUAGCUGGGCAGCUAUAUUGUGAGCCAUGUAUAUGCGCUGCGCCAUACCUUUUCUUUACUAUAAGGAACUUUAUUCUUUGUUUUGGUUUUUUUUUUUUUUUUUAAUUUUCAUCUAUUACCGCCAGCCAGUUCACUUAUGUGUUUUUUUGUUUGUUUAUUUUUUAGAUAAUUAUACAAAAUCUAGAUUUUUAAUUUAAUGCAAAAUCCUAUAUCUUUAAAAUCACCCAAUUUAUUAUUUUAAUUUGUGAUUUUGAAAUGUUGUGUUUUUUUUCUAUUGCUUUACCUGCUCGUCUCUUCUCCUAAACAUAAUGGUGGCUGCUUAGUCAGUGAGCUGGGCAAUUAAUAAUGGGAAAGUAGCCUAUCCAUGCUUUCUGCAGCCGUGGUAACCUUGCAUAUGUCACCAUUGUGCUUAGAAGAUGGCUGCAGCCAUUUUGUGGACUGGACCACCAUUCUUCGGCAUGAAGCCUUCUAAACUCACUUCAUGCCAUGGAAGACAUGUACUAAGGGUAUCCGUACUAUAGAGCUACACUAAAAAGGUCUACAGUCAAGAGGUCUACCACUAAUGGUAGACAUGCAUUUGGUACGACAGGGUCAAAAAGUUGACCGGGUCAAAAGGUCGACAUGUAAAAUGAAGACCGGUCAAAAGAUCGACAUGACAAUGGUAGACACAAGUUUUUUUUUUGUUGUUUUUUUUACUUUUUCAUACUUUAACAUACACGUAGAAUACGAUUGAAAUACUAACCUGUGCCGAGCGCAGCGAGACACCCUGGCUGGAGCAUGGCGAGCCAUGCGAGGGGACAUGGUGCACUAAUGUGGCUUGUUUGUGGCAGAAAAGUGUGUGGGGGGGAAAUAGUGUCGACCAUUUACAUGUCGACCUUUUGACCCUGUCAACCUAAUGCGUGUCUACCAUUAGUGGUAAACCUAUUGACUGUAGACCCGUUUAGUCUAGAUCUAAUAAUCCACACCCGUACUAAGCCUUGUAGAGUGAUAAAGUGAAGAGAAAGAAAUUACCAACCAAUCAGCUCCUAGCUCCUUUUUCAAACAUAGGGAGGGAUGUACUAAGCAUUGGAGAGUCAUACACUGGAGAGAGAUAAAGUACCAUGCAAUCUGUAAAGCUGAUUAUUUGUUUAUCUCUCUCCAAGGCUUAGUACAUUUACCGUUUUGGGGUCUAUUUACUAAGCAUGGAUGGAGAUAAAGGGGGUCUAUUUAAUAAGCUUUGGACGGAGAUAAAGUACCAGCCAUUCAGCAUCUAACUGCCAUGUCACAGGCUGAAAAAUGACAGGAUCUGAUUAGUUGGUACUUUCUCUCGGCCCACUUUAUCUCCAAACAAGGCUUAGUAAAUAUACCUGAAAGUACCAGCCAAUCAGCUCCUGUCAUUUUUCAGCCUGAAAAAUAGCAGUUAGGAGCUGAUUGGCUGGUGCAUUUAUCUCUCGAAUUUAUCACUGUCCAAGUCAUUCGUGUUCAGUGCCAUGUUAGUGUGAAAUCUCGUGAAUGGUGGCCCAGGCCACACAACUGCCUCUGCUAUAGUCAGGCAGUGGGUACAUAUUAAAUACCGUGUCGUUUAUUUAAUUAGUGUGUGGAAUAUAUUCAUUUUGUUGUUAUGUUAAGCUAUAUGUUCUUAUUGCCUGCAGGGCGUCUUUCUUGAAGCAAUUUAAGCUCUACGUGAAAGGUUUGCAUAGAUUACAUCAUUUUGGUGUCUCUUACAUAUUUGUUUAGGGAUGACCAAACAGAGGUCUUCUUUUUAUCAUAGAAACUCAUUAACCCACCGAGUUUAUUUUCCAAGAUAUAAGGCUUCAGAUAUUCUUGGGUAAUUGGGAAUAGACCUCUGUACCCCAGCUGUUAUAAUGCACUUUGCACCCACAUGGAAACAAGGGGUGACCUGUCACACAGAGGACAGAGUUAGCUGCUUCAUCAUAAUGGGAGCAUAUCCAUAAACGUAAAAUAAUAUAGAAAUUAACUUGCCAAAAAUGCAGUUUUGUUUCAUAGAGAUAUGGAGUAUUUCACUUUAAACUGCUGAUUUUACAAUGUUUAAAAUGCAUAAAUAAUACAAUUGGCAAGAACGUG
Messenger RNA from Pseudophryne corroboree (corroboree frog), 4779 nucleotides. RefSeq names its product transcription factor Dp-2 (gene TFDP2). Bases 357 to 1406 code for a protein of 349 amino acids. The transcript has 10 exons. The record is from RefSeq and is a predicted model, not a curated record. Gene Ontology annotation, biological process: regulation of transcription by RNA polymerase II; regulation of cell cycle. Gene Ontology annotation, molecular function: RNA polymerase II transcription regulatory region sequence-specific DNA binding; DNA-binding transcription factor activity, RNA polymerase II-specific. NCBI's taxonomy places the organism in Eukaryota, Metazoa, Chordata, Amphibia, Anura, Myobatrachidae. Gene Ontology annotation, cellular component: transcription regulator complex; nucleus.